This is a messenger RNA of Chrysoperla carnea, 1266 nucleotides long. RefSeq lists its product as uncharacterized. NCBI's taxonomy places the organism in Eukaryota, Metazoa, Arthropoda, Insecta, Neuroptera, Chrysopidae. The transcript is spliced from 3 exons. The record is from RefSeq and is a predicted model, not a curated record. The coding region runs from base 1 to 1266 and encodes 421 amino acids.
AUGGGAAUAUGGGAUUGUCUGAAAUGUUGGAAUACUUUCCCUAGAUCAUCUCCAGAAUCGUACGAAACUAGAGAUAAUAUUAUUGGAGAGAAUUGUGAAUUUGAUAUACUUGUUGAAAAAUUAAUCGUUAUUGGUGUGCCAUACCCUGUAUUAUGUCCUGGAACAGAUAUUGACGACCGUUGCUGUGCGAGAAAAUUUUGGCCUAAAAAAAGUAUUCCAAAACUUAUGUCACCUUGCACAGAACCGAUAUGCUCGUUUCAAGCAAUAACUCCAGAUACAGCACAAACUUGUAGAGCAAUCAUGAGUAAAGAAAAGAAGAAAAUAGAAAGCAGCGAAGACACUACUGAGACUACUGAGGAUGGUGAGGCAGACGAACAGCCAGAAGAGAAUAACGAAACCGAUAACACAUAUGUGAAAUCUGUUAUAUCACGAUCAUCGCAUCGUAGUGAAUUAAAUGACGAACGAUCUCUUGUAAACGAUGCAAUUAAAAUAAACCAAACAGCAUCUGGAGCGGGCAUUGUAGUACCGAACCCUCAAAAUUAUGAGGAACAGUAUUAUAGAGAUUUUAUAUUAAAAUAUGGAACAAUAUUUACAGAAAAUGCCAAAGAUCCAAUACCAAAAGAUCCAAAUCCAGUAAAUCCAUCAAAUAUUGUAAAAAUUAAACCAUUAGUUAUACCUUUAAUUCAGCCGUCAACUUCUAAAAAAAAGGAAUUAAAAACAAAAGUUAGUAAACAAGAUAAAGUUACUCCUGUUUGGAGGACUAAACAUAAAAAUGCAACACAGCAGAAUGAAAUAAAAAAUACUAAACAGGAUGUUAGUGAAAUUGAAUUAAGUUCAAUUGAUGCUGAAGCUGAAAAUGACGAAUCUUAUACUUCAGAAGUAGAUCAAUGUAUUCAAACGAUAAAAGUAAAGCCUGGAUUUCCCACGUUGAAAUUAAAUCCUGAACAAACUCAAAAUUUUGCUAUUGCACACAGUUCAUUCAAAGUCACAUCAUCUGAAGCACAACAAAUGAAAAACGAUAAUCAAACAGAAAAAGUUGCCGUAGAUAGUUCAAAAGACAUGGGAGUUGAAGGCACCUCAUCUGAUAAUCAUCGUGGAAAAAAAGCAUUACGAUGGAAAAUUAUUAUCCGACAUCAAACUCCAUCUACUGAACAAGCUGAAGUCAUGACGGAUAAUAAAAAGUCUGAUCAGAAUACCAAAGACACAACAAAAGACAGUUCUUCGAGUGAUUCAGGUUAUUUACAUUAUGAUUAUGUAGACGAAUGA